Molecule: messenger RNA, 3280 nt
Organism: Alosa alosa (allis shad)
Lineage: Eukaryota; Metazoa; Chordata; Actinopteri; Clupeiformes; Clupeidae
Gene: tmcc1b
Product: transmembrane and coiled-coil domain family 1b
Exons: 5
Coding region: 661-2085 (474 amino acids)
Cellular component (GO): endomembrane system
Source: RefSeq, a predicted model, not a curated record
CUUAAAUCACAUGUAAACAAUGUCUUCACAUUUUUUCUUCUUCAACUUCUGAACAUCUUAAGUUGUCAAGCCAUGAAGCUCAAGUAAAAACUUUCACAAGAACUUGUGUAUUUUAGGCCUGGAUGAAUAAUUUGCAAUAGACAUUUGUCAUUUUUUGAGGCGUGAAAUGCCUCUCUGCAUUCUGAUACUCCGAUACUGGCCAUAAUUUCUUUUAAGUGGUGGUACGAUGCAUUGUGUGAGGUGAAUGUCUUUGGCCUUGAGCUAAUCAGGGUAACCAUCUUAUCUUGGGUUUCUGAAAUCCAUGCAAGGGAUAUCUGUAGUGCUGCUUGGCAGAGUUAUUUGAGAUUGUGGAGGAAGCCUCGGGUGUAAACUAUCAUUUAUCACCAGAAGCCAGAAGGCAAUUCAUAGAUGUUAAUUGAGUUUUGCAAUUUUAUUGACCUUAUGUAAAUGGCUCAUGUGCGGAGAGUGUGGCCAGGCGUUUUAUCAGAGUCGAGGGGGCCACCUCACUUAUCUCGGUCGCAGAUGCACUCAUAGUCCAGAGGUCUGGCCAGAUAGGAGGAUCUCAGGGCCAGUGGGCCAGCCUGGCUGCUUCUUCGCUUCCAGUGCUUCCUCUGAGCCCUCCGCCGCCGCUGCUGCCGCCGCUGCUCUCCUCACGACAGCAUGAAGCCUACAGCGCUGGUGAACCCUCGUCCCACUGCCGAGCUGGACCGCCUGGAUGUGUCUGGGCCGGCUGUGUCCCCCAACGCGCUGUCCUGCGGCUCGGACGGGGCCUACGGCCUGGACGUGGUCGACAGCACGCCCGACCCGCAGCGCACCAAGCUGGCCAUCGCCCAGCUGCAGCAGAAGAUCCUCAAGCUGACCGAGCAGAUCAAGAUCGAGCAGACGGCGCGCGACGACAACGUGGCCGAGUACCUGAAGCUGGCCAACAACGCCGACAAGCAGCAGAGCGCGCGCAUCAAGCAGGUGUUUGAGAAGAAGAACCAGAAGUCGGCGCAGACCAUCCAGCAGCUGCAGCGCAAGCUGGAGCACUACCACCGCAAGCUGCGCGAGGUGGAGCACAACGGCAUCCCGCGGCAGCCCAAGGACGUCCUCCGAGACAUGCACCAGGGCCUGAAGGACGUGGGCGCCAAGGUGACAGGUGGCCUCUCCAGCUUCUCCCAGGCCACGCACUCGGCGGCCGGCGCGGUGGUGUCCAAGCCGCGCGAGAUCGCCUCGCUCAUCCGCAACAAGUUCGGCAGCGCCGACAACAUCGCCGGCCUCAAGGACUCCCUGGAUGAGACGCAGGGAGAGGACGGCGGCGUGCCUGGCCCCGGCGCCCGAGCCCUCGGCGGAAGCGGCAGUGGUGGCGGGCAUCUGCAGUCCAGCCCCAAGUACGGCAGCGAGGACGACUGCUCGAGCGCCACCUCGGGCUCGGCCGGGGCCAACAGCACCACGGGGGCGCCCGGCGGACCGCCCAGUUCCCGUGGCAACACGCUGGAGCACGGCCAGAGCUUGGGCCUGGAGGCGCUCUACCAGGAGGUGCAGGAGCUGAGGGACAGCCAGGGCCGACUGGAGGAGUCCUUUGAGAGCCUGAAGGCGCACUACCAGAAGGACUACACGCUCAUCAUGCAGGCCUUGCAGGAGGAGCGCUACCGGUGUGAACGUUUGGAGGAGCAGCUGAACGACUUAACAGAGCUCCAUCAGAAUGAGAUUCUGAACCUGAAGCAGGAGCUGGCCAGCAUGGAGGAGAAGAUCGCCUAUCAGUCCUAUGAGAGGGCCAGGGACAUCCAGGAGGCGCUGGAGGCGUGCCAGACGCGCAUCUCCAAGAUGGAGCUGCAGCAGCAGCAGCAGCAGGUGGUGCAGCUGGAGGGCCUGGAGAACGCCACGGCGCGCACGCUCCUGGGCAAGCUCAUCAACGUGCUGCUGGCGCUCAUGGCCGUGCUGCUGGUGUUCGUGUCGACAGUGGCCAACUGCGUGGUGCCGCUGAUGAAGACGCGCAGCCGGACGCUCUCCACGCUGCUGCUCGUUCUGCUGCUGGCCUUCCUCUGGAGGCACUGGGAGGUCAUCUCGCAGUACCUGGACCGCUUCCUGCUGCACCCCAGAUGACCUGGCCAGCCGCACCUCCGCUACCGUCAUAGCCACACGCCCACCCACCCACCCACGUCCGGCUUGGUAAACGGGUGGGAGGGAGAGAGAGAGAGAGAGAGAGUUGACUCUGUGCGAGGACGAGGAGCUGAAGGAGGAAGAAAAGAAGGAAGCAGGCAGAAAGACGGUGGAACAGAGGGAUCACAGGUGAAAUGAAGGAGGAGAAGAGACUUGCACACUGCCUGACCUCUGACCUACUUCAGAUGCACUGCUGAAGUAGGCGAGGUGGACGCACAGAGGGCACAGGGAGAGAGAGAUGACGAGCGAGAGCUCUCCCGGCUCCACCCUUUUCUCCUUUUGAGAGUGAAUUUGUUUACAUUUUAAAGGGUUUUGGACUUUGUUUAUGUUUUGAAGCCCACUGGAUAAAUCUUAAUGUUGUUUUUUUAAGUGAAUUUGAUGAGAUGCUUAUUAAUUGUUAUUUUAACUACUGUUCUUAUCAGUUUUAUGCAAAGGAUUGGGAUCUGUUUAUUUUUUAACAUUUUUUAAUUUAAAGAUUUGCAACCAUGAAAUGCGUUUGAGCUGUUGGAGUUCUCAGAGUCAGCAGAUCUCGACUUAGCCACUGCCCCUUCCUCUCCUCCCAACCUCUACUUCUGUUCUGUUCUAGUCUUUACAAAACCUCCUCCCUUCUUCUCUUGCUUCUGUUCUUUAACUCUUCACCCUAACUUGCGUUCAUUUCCCGCAUUCAUUUACUUCAAAUCUCCGAAACUGCCCCACCCCCCCGAGACGUUGACAUUGUCGUGAACGCCUGAAAGUCGCCUGCUGUGGCGUAGGUGCCCCUGGAUACUAGAUCAGGACUAUGAGACGUUUGGAGUUGUGUGCCGUUUGGUUCUCAUAAGAUUACAGAAUGGGAUGAUGACCCCAGGACAUUCUCUCUGAGAAGACCCGAUCACCUCUCUACCCAUCAGCCACCAACAUCACCCCCACCCACCCCCAGGCCCACGGCUCAUGGCCCCACAUCAGUGACCUGUGCCGUGCAAAGAUGAAGUCCUACUUACAUGAACUUCACGAACAUACUUGAAGAGCCAUGGAAGGCUCAAAGACUCUCAGUGCUUCCGUACUGUUUCUUUAUAGUGACAAUGGGAAAAAAAAUAGUCCUUUUUAGUUUUAUUUUUUAUUUUUUAAAAACUAAAAGAAUAAACACGCUGUUUAAAAACUG